AUGUCAGACCCCAGAAAAAACCCUGAGUCUAGACAGUCGAGAGACACAAGAUAUUUCAAAUGGUGGGAGCCGAACAGGGGGCUGCUGCGAAACAAGGAGAGGCCAACACUUUUCGAGGGCAAGGAAGGGUCCAGAUCAAAUGCCCAUCCGGAAGAAACGGCGACGCAAAGUAUGGUUCUGAGUGCUGGUUGGAGCAGAAAAUUGGAAGAUCAGUACUUCGAGAUUAAUCGAAUGGAGCAGAUCCUGGUUGGGGGAGGAAUUCUCGAGAUUCUGGUCUUGGGUAUUGGGUAUUGGGUAUUGGGUAUUGACCAUCGUCUGGUUGAGAGCAAGCCAAAGGCUCUCCGCUCCACUUUGCAUAUGAUUAGCACCGACAAAGGGCCGACUAGACGUGUCAACCGUGCUCACAUAAUGCGGAGUCCUGCCACUCAUAGAUUGGAAUUCAAUACCUCAUUUGCGAGCUGA
Messenger RNA from Pseudovirgaria hyperparasitica, 462 nucleotides. RefSeq lists its product as uncharacterized. The coding region runs from base 1 to 462 and encodes 153 amino acids. Lineage: Eukaryota; Fungi; Ascomycota; Dothideomycetes; Acrospermales; Acrospermaceae. The transcript has 2 exons. The record is from RefSeq and is a predicted model, not a curated record.